AUGGCGGCGUCCUUGUGCAGGACCGCGCAAAAAGCGUUCCACUUUAAUGGGAUUAUAAAGAGCGUGGUAAGAGAUGUUUUCACAUUUCCUGACUCUGAUCUUUGAUUCUUUCAAGUAUAUUUAUAUUAUUACUUGUUUAUUAAUUUCUUUUGGUCAGUUUAACAUUGCAUCAGGGUCCAGUUCGGUUUUCUCCCCAUCACGGCAAGUUUCGAAUAUACACGCUACCGGUACGUAAAAACCGAUUUCAUAAAAUGGUACUCAGAGUAACUGCAUAAUACCCUGCCACUAAUUCGAAGCUAUAUCCCUGAAAGAGCUGGAUACGUGGAUACGCAGUUAUCCCUUUUAUAGACUUAACUUUUAAUUUCUACUUUGCUUUAAGAACGGCAAAUAGACAUACAAUAAACUUUAUAUGCGGUCUUAAGUGUACAUCGAAGUUGAUACGCGGAUACGCAGUGACUGUUCUGUAAAAGCUAUUUACUUCUGUGGAUACGCGGUUACAUAGUGACUGAGUAUCCACGUCACGUAUCCGCCUAUCCACUUAUCUUUAGGGGUUGCUUUAAAGUGGCAGGGUAUUCUGUAGUUAGUCAGGUAAUGUGGUGUCUAAUUUAAAUAUUAGAGCUUGCUGUACAGGGAUGUACACUUUUCAGGGGUGUCUGCUUUCUGCAGGGGUGAUGACCUUCUUACAGUAGUGUCUACAUGUACCUGCCACUAUAAAUUACAGGAUCGAUUGGAGUGUCCAUCUUUCAUAGGUGUCCAUCUUACAGGGUUCUGGGUAGUCUUCCUUACAGGGGUGUCCAACAACACAGAUCCACUAUGCAAAGGUGUCCAUAACAAAUUUGAAGAACUCACGAAUAUUAUCAGGGCAAUAUGGCUCAUAUUAUGUUUGUAAGUGAAACUAAAAUUGACUCUAGCUAUCCUAAUGCUCAAUUCCCAAUACCCAGUUACUCUCUGUAUCGCAAUGACGGGAAGAAAGGUGGCGGUGGGAUUUUGGCUUUAAUAUCCACGGCACUCUUGAAGAAGUUAUGUUAAUGCUAAAGGAAAGUGCACAGCAAGCCACUAAUUGGUACAACUCAAACCUUCUAGCCGGGAAUUUGAAGAAAUAUCAAACUAUGAACAUCGGACAUGGCCAAAGCGAUAAUAACACCACUCAAGUGAUCAGAUUAAACAGUCAUGAUAUUAGUAUAACUGACUCUCUCAAAUUGUUGGGGGUCACAAUAGAUUUUAAGCUGAAUUUUUCAGAGCACAUUAACAUGAUCUGUAAAAUUGCCAGUCAGAAAAUUGGCAUCCUUAUGAGACUCAGAAACUUGAUUCCUACAAAUGCUAAACUUAUGCUUUUCAGAACAGCAAUAUUGUCGCACCUUACAUAUUGCCACACCUUGUGUGGCACUUUUGUCGAGCCAGUGAUUCUCGUAAAAUCGAGCGGAUGCAAGAAAGGGGCCUGCGUGCUGUUUUUAGGAACAAUAUUAGCUACCCUGAACUUCUAAAAAGAGCAGAACUGCCAAGUUUACAGAACAGGAGACUACAAGACAUUUGUGUUUUUUAAAAUGUAUAAAGCCAAGAACAAUCUAUGUCCCCCCUAUAUCAGUGACAUUUUUAUUGAACAUAGAUCUAAGUAUAACUUAAGGCAGUCUGAUUUCUCGGCUGCCAGGUACAACACGGUAACAUAUGGCAAGCACUCCCUCCGCCACUUGGGGCCCAAUCGCUGGGGAAAAUUAUCUCCAGACUUGAGAGAAGUUACCACCUUAAAAUGUUUCAAAAACAAAAUACGUACAUUAGAUAUAGUUACACUAAUGGAUAAUGGAUGCAAGUGUUGUCAUCUCUGCAAUUCAUAGACAUAUUUUUCAUACUGUAAAUAUUGUUAAUGUCAUUAAUUUUUUUAUACCUGCGCUUAUAUGUAAAUACUUUAAUUUAUAUUUAUAUUUAUUUAUUUUAUGUCCCCUAAUUAGCAUAGGUUUUUAACCUAAGCUAGGAGGCUUCUUUAGCCACCUUAAUAAAGUUUCAUCAUCGUCAUCAUCACCAUCUAAAAUCAUACAGGGUUGUUUGCCCUCCUAUAGGGCUGUCCAUCAUAAUCUUAGAAUUGUAGCAGCAAAGUGAUCCUUAUGGCAAAGAGAAGAAGACAAAACAAACUAAGACCAAGACUGUUUGCUUUACUUUAUCUUUACUGUUUUAUUUGGUUUUGAAUUUCUCUUCACCACAAAGAUCAGUUCCCUAUUGUUUCUACAGUACUGUUGUACAUGUCUUUUUUUACAGAUUCAGAUAUUUUCAGAGAUCCAACCAACUUGAACUCACGGGUUACAGUUGUGUCUUUGUACUUCAAUCUUUAUAGUAUACCUGUUGUGAUUCAAUUUUAUCCUUGUUAUAAAAUUUAUUCCCCUUUGUUUUAAACUCAUUAUUAUAUAUUACCAUACCCUAAAACAAAGGGAAAUAAAUUUUAAACCAAGGAUAAAAUAGAACUGAACCAUACCAUAUCCACUGAAUUGGAGUGUCCACUCUUCAGGGACGUCCAUCUCACAAUUAGGAUAUUUAUCAUUAAGAUAUGUUCCUUUCUCAAAUGUCCAUCUUACUGGGGUGCUUACCUUGCCUUGUACCCAAGGGAGAGAUACUUAAGAAAAUUUUAUAUGAAAAGGCUGUUCCAGGAUCCAACCCCUAACUUUUACAUAUAUACCUGUUUCAAUAAAGGUUGCUUUGGGAAUCGUGCUUUGAUCUUCGAAAGCUAUUGUUUGGUGGUCACUCAAGCAAAGCAUUGCAUUGUAUUCUGUGUUUCAAUGACCAAAUCCCGUAGCAACCUUUAUUGAAAUAGGUGUAUACCAUUUCUGCCACAGAAGGUAUCACUUUCUUAUACUUUUAAUGGGGCUGCCUUUGGCAAAAUCUGAUCAAGAUCUGUUGUGUUGAAAAGACAAAGUGGCACACCAAUUAAUGUAACCUGAAGUCAUUUCAUGCCCUGCCCUCUCUCAGUGAAUAUGAUCAUUUGACUUUUGAGGGGAGGGAUGGGUGAUUUCUUAGCAUUGUGAUAAGAAACAAAACAGCCAGCAUUUUACAAUGCUAUUACUGUUUCUCUCUGAAAUGACGUCUGAGGAGCAAGUGCAAUUAUGAUGUUGUGUCACUACCCAGAUCUGGGUGGGGCUUCUGAUUGCUUAUACCGUGACUUCAAUUGGUGCUUCAAGCAGCCCAAUGUGUGCCUGUCAUAGUUAUCUUUGACUUGUUAGUAAAAAUGCACAUUUCUUCAUACUUUUCUUAAUACUUUUCUAUAAUUAUGCUAGAAAUGAAAUGUUAAAAUUAUAAAAAUUACUAGAGAACAUCAAGCGUUAAUGGAAAAGACUGUUUAACCAAAAUUUACCUAAUUACAUAGUUCACAUUAUCACAGGGGCCCUUUUUAAUGUCUAGCCUUUCAAAAAAUUAAGCUCAUUAAAUCCUACCCUUUCAAACACUUAAACUUGUAAACUCCUGAACCUUAAGUACAUUUGAAGACUGAAAGGGUACUCCUCCCUGCUGCAUAGGUCAUCAUUGGUAGUACCUCUUUGGGCAGGGCUUUCAACUUAACAGGGGGUCUAGCUUUCAAGGGUUUCAAUACAGAGGUUUCCUCUAUGCAGAAAUGUCCACCUUCCUAAAGAAGUGUCCACCAUACAGUACAGUGGUCACCAACAGAAAUAGGCAAAGCCUCAGAGGGAUGUUACCUUAUGGUCUUUGCCAUUAUACAUGCAUGUGACAUUUUUAUCUGUUGUUCUUAGGGAAGAAGCUGUGGCCUGAAUCCUCUGUAUUUUUCCCUGGUUUUAUUCAAAAAAGAAGCAUCACUCUACUUACAACUUUCAAGGUUAUUGAUAACAGUGCCCUUGGUCAGCGAGUCAAGAAGAAUCGCCAACCAUACUUAAUAGGAUUUUAUAGAAAAAGAAAGACCGCUGAUCCAGGAGAUGUAAUUCGAGUUGCAGUUGCUGGGAAGACAAACAAAGCCAUUGUUAUUGGCACCAGAAAGACAAAACAUCACACGGUUCCAAGAUAUGAUAACAACUGCAUUGUUCUUGUUGAUGAGAACCUUGCUCCCCUUGGAACACGCAUCAAGGGGCCAGUUCCUACAAUAUUACGAAGAAGGCAAGAUAAGUACUCAAAAGUUUUGGCUCUUGCUUCAAGGUUUAUCUAA
Messenger RNA from Porites evermanni, 4135 nucleotides. The record is from the annotation of a GenBank genome assembly. NCBI's taxonomy places the organism in Eukaryota, Metazoa, Cnidaria, Anthozoa, Scleractinia, Poritidae.